UAUAUAAAGUCGCAAAGUCGAUGUUCGGAAGUAUUGCAGAUCCCCAAUUCUCUGCCUUCCCGCAAAUCAAAUUAGGGUUUCUUUCCAUUCCAUCCGAAAAUACUAAUCGAUCCAGGGUUCUUCCUUUCGUUGCUGAAAUCCCGUUUGCUGUCAACGAUGGAGCCGAAGACUAUCCAGUCCAGCUCUGAUGAGUCACUUCCCAGUUCUAAAUCCUUCCCUGUCGGCGGAUCGUCUCUGCCAAAGAGGCAGAAGGUGGAAGAAGAAGAAGACGACAAGGAAUCCAGUGAUGUGUCCGUUGCUGAAUUGAUGGAGGCGGGCAAAGAGUUGACGCCGAAGGCAGAGACGCCGUUUGAUCCGGACGAAGAUGAAGGCUACCAACGCCUCCUUAAGAAAGUUACGGACAGCGAGGGUUUCGAUUUGGACGAAGACCCUCCUAUGGAGUACAUUUUUGCCGGCUUCCGGUUGGUGAGGGUACACUUAAACAAUCCAUACCACGCCGGUCACGCGAGGAUUGUUCGCAGCUGCAUCGACUUUGCAAUAAAGAAACAGAGCGAACGUGUUUGUGAUAUAUUAUAUAGAUUCUCAUCUCCUUCCCCUAUCUAUUUGAUUCCCCUUUCAAUUUUGGGCUCUAGCAUGUAUAUAUGUAUGUGUAACACCUCUUUGUGCUCGCAGCUCACCUACGUUGAUACCGUGAGUGCGAAUGUUAUGGUGGAAGUUGGUCAUAUCUAUUUCAUUACAUUCCGAGCCAGGGACUCUUCCUCGCAAGUCAAAACUUACCAAGCCGAGGUUUCAUCUGGCCUUUGGGAUGAGAUGGAUGUCAAAAUCUUCCGGGAGAAGAAACCCUAGCAGCCAGGCCAGAGUGAUCGAGCUAGCUGAGCUGAGGUGAAGGCUUUAUUACACCCCGGCCCCAAGAGAGAAAAAGGAGAGGAAAAAAGUAGUAAAAGUGGAUUGACAGACAUAAAGAUAAUUUCUUUUGAUGUAGUCUAAUGUUAUAAUUUUUUUUUUUUAUUUUAUAAAAGAAUCAUUAUGGUUUCUUGUUAAAUCCAUUUACAUUUUUUAAAAGCUUGUGAAACACAUAUGACACGUGUAUUGUAUGAACCAAGUACGCAAAGGCACCAUUAGACAUACGGGUGAAAAUCACUAAUCAUCAUUGAACUCAUCUUAUUAGUUUACACUUACCAUUUGAGCUCCAUUUUAGUUCAGCGAAACCACUAAAUAGGGUUAAUAGCAUUUUAUAUCUUUCUACUAUUGUAGUUUAACAAAUAUACAC
This is a messenger RNA of Linum tenue, 1270 nucleotides long. The record is from the annotation of a GenBank genome assembly. NCBI's taxonomy places the organism in Eukaryota, Viridiplantae, Streptophyta, Magnoliopsida, Malpighiales, Linaceae.